AUGUCGGGCGACGCUCCUCCGGCCGACCUCAAGGCCCGCAUCAAGACAUCCUACGAUGCCAUUGCCGAUGUGUAUAACGAGUGGACGAAGAAGCACUCGGACCUGCGCUCGCGCUACCUAGCACAAUUCAUCGAGCACCUGCCCGCCGCCGCCGCCGCCGCCACCGCCGAAACAGGCACCCCGGCACCGACACGCAUCCUCGAGCUAGGAUGCGGCGCAGGCGAGCCGUCGACGCGCACGCUCGCGGCGCGGCCCAACACGCACGUCAUCGGCAACGACCUCUCGAGCGCGCAGAUUGCGCUGGCGCGGGCGCACGCGGCGACGGAGUGGACGCUGGGCGCCGGGUCGUCGGUGGAGUUUGCCGAGGGGGACAUGGCGGACGCGGCGGUGCUGGAUUUCGCGCCGGGGAGCUUGGACGGGGUGGUGGCGCUGUACAGCCUGUUCCACCUACCGCGGGAAGAGCAGACGGCGAUGAUGGCGCGGACGGUGGAGUGGUUGCGGCCCGGGGGUUUACUGUUGGCGACGUUUUCCGGGGCGGCGGCGGAGGCGGUGGUGAUGGAGAAAUGGCUCCGGGAGGAGGAUUGGAUGUUUUGGAGCGGGUGGGGGCGGGAGGGGACGUUGGAGAGGUUGGGGGCGGCGGGGUUCGAGGUUGUGGUGGAGGCGUUGGAGGAGGAGAAUGUGGAUGUGGAUUUUUGUGGGUGA
Molecule: messenger RNA, 702 nt
Organism: Parascedosporium putredinis
Lineage: Eukaryota; Fungi; Ascomycota; Sordariomycetes; Microascales; Microascaceae
Source: the annotation of a GenBank genome assembly